Pieris macdunnoughi is the source of this 1026-nucleotide messenger RNA. NCBI's taxonomy places the organism in Eukaryota, Metazoa, Arthropoda, Insecta, Lepidoptera, Pieridae. The record is from the annotation of a GenBank genome assembly.
AUGCGAUGGAUUACAAUUUCUUCCAAACGAACUACAUUUAUGUAUUUCACAUUAUUAUUUCUAUUAUACUUAUUAUAUGUGUUGAAUACAUCCUUAGUUGAUAAACAUGUGAGACCAGUAAAUAUUGCUGGACCCAUAUCUCAUUACAAAAGUGCAUUUUUCCAAUUGGCUGCUUUAUUGGGCUUGAAUUUGGAACAAGGCUACGAGUACCGGAGAUUUGAAAAAAAUGUUACGCCAAUUAAAAAAUUGCCGGAUGCCCUUAUUAUAGGAGUAAAGAAAUGUGGCACAAGAGCUCUACUAGAAUUUUUGCGGCUUCAUCCAGACGUGAGAGCUGCCGGUUCAGAAGUUCAUUUUUUCGAUAAAUAUUAUCAUAUGGGGUUCGAGUGGUACAGAGAAAAAAUGCCACCGACUUUAGAAGGGCAGAUCACGAUGGAAAAAACUCCAUCCUAUUGGGUGACAAAGUCAGCGCCGAAACGCGUGUAUGCAAUGAAUCCUGCGGUAAAGCUUAUUGCUGUGGUCAGGGAUCCUGUUACAAGAGCGAUUAGUGACUAUACACAAUCUGCCAGCAAACGACCAGGUCUACCACCAUUCGAAGAGUUUGCCUUACUAAAUAGUUCUAUUCAAUGGGGUGGAACAUAUUCCGUUGAUGCAUCAUGGCCGCCAGUGAGAUUGGGCAUAUACGCGCGGCCUUAUCGUCGGUGGCUCAGGCGCUUCCCCAAGUCUAGGCUUCUACUUGUUAAUGGGGAGAGACUUGUCGCUGAUCCGGCUGCAGAAAUGGUGAGGGUCCAGGAUUUUCUCGGGCUCAAACGUAUAAUAACAGACAAACACUUUUAUUUUAACUCGACGAAGGGCUUUCCUUGUCUUCUAAAAUCUGAAACGAAGCCGAUUCCACACUGUUUGGGCAAAACUAAGGGAAGAAAUCAUCCACGAAUCAACCAGUCGGUCAUUGACCGACUCAAAGAGUUCUACAAACCACACAAUCAAAAGUUUUAUCAACUUUCUGGUGUAAAUUUUAGUUGGCCAUAA